AUGGCAUGGAAUCUACCAUCUGUCAACACCACUCGACAAGCAAGCUCCAGUUCUCUGCCUCACCCAAUUGCCGCAGAGCAUUCAGUUCCGAACCCUAAUCCGACGAAUCUGAUCACUUUUGAUCCAAAGGACAAUACCAGUCCGUAUCAUCUCCACGCGAACGAGAGUCCUACAGUGGAACUGGUAUCCUGUAUGCUAGAUAGAAACAACUACAACGAAUGGGCCAGAGCGAUGAAAGUAGCUCUUUCAUCAAAGAACAAAUUCGGCUUCGUUAAUGGAGCGAUCAAGAUGCCGAAUGUAGACGAUCCGAGAACUAUUCUAUGGAUUGACACAGCAGAAGGAGUUUGGGAGGAUCUGAAAAAGAGGUUCAGUAAGCAGGAUGUAUUUAGAAUAGUAGAAAUUCAAGCUGAAAUUUAUCAGACUAAGCAAGGAAGUAGCAGUGUGAAUGAAUACUUUGCAAAAUUGAAGCUGUUGUGGGAUGAAUUCCGCAUUCUAAGACCUACACCUACCUGCAUUUGCACUCAGAAACGUAAGUGUAGUGAUGAUUUCUUAGAUAAAACUGCAGUAAACCUUGAGAAUGAUAUGUUGUGUGCCUUCCUCAUUGGAUUGGAUGAUAAGUAUACUAGGGCACGGAAUCAGAUAAUGUUGAUGAGACCCUUACCAGAUGAAGUGCAAUGCUUGUCAAAGGAGACAAGCAUUAUUCCAGCAGAACCAAACCAGUGUGUAGCUACUGUGGCUUCACAGGGCACACCAUUGAGAAAUGUUACAAGAAACAUGGAUAUCCUCCCGGAUGGAAACUUAGAGGGAAGAAUGUUGGGUCAGCCAAUCAAGUCAGUACACAAGAAAGCUUCAUCUCUGGUAAAUCAGGAUGGGUAUAAGAAGUACCUUGAGUUUCUUGAGUAUAUGCAAAAGGAAAGGAGCACUCCUCUUGAUGCAGGAGGCACUGGAACAACACCUCAAGCCAAUAUCAUUGCAACAAACUUUGUGCCUAAUACUGAAUCAGAAGGUAAGGCUACUACCAAAAUCUCCAGUGAAUAUAAGAGUAUGUGGAUUCUUGAUAGUGGUGCUACACAUCACAUUGUAUGUGACAGAAGCCUCCUAACUAAUUGUAGAAAGGUUGAUGGAAAAUAUGUGGCCUUACCAAAUGGAAACAAGGCCACAAUCACACACAUUGGUUCUGUUCAUCUGUCCAAUAUGCUUGUGUUGCAGGGAGUCUUGUGUGUUCCAGUAUUCUAUUACAAUCUUAUCUCAAUAGGUGAGCUGAUUAAAACAUCAGGCUAUCAAGUAUUAAUGCAUUCUAACAGAUGUAUAAUCCAGAAUCCACACCUUGGGAGGAUGAUUGGUACAGCUGAACUAAGAGAUGGUCUAUAUCACCUUACAGUACCAGCAGAUUCAGCCUUACAUUGUAUUCCUUUAGUGAAUUAUGUAGCCAACAAUAUGUGGCAUAGCCGAUUAGGGCACGCUUCUCAUGCCAAAAUAAAAUUCUUGCAAUCUUUGAAUGUAAAUAUAAAUGCAGGAAAAGAUAGUGUUUGUGAUUGUUGCCAUUUGGCUAAACAGAAAAGAAUUCCUUUCAUUCCUAGUAAAUCCUCUACUACUGAUUGCUUUCAUUUAGUGCAUAUGGAUAUUUGGGGACCCUACCAUGUUAGAACUAUGUUUGGUCAUCAAUACUUUCUCACCAUUGUAGAUGAUUUUAGCAGGGCUACAUGGGCUUAUCUUUUGAGGGGUAAAGAUGAAGUGAGACAACUUGUGCAGGGUUUCUAUGCUAUGAUUCAUACUCAGUUUGGGAAAAUGGUUAAAUGUGUCAGAACAGAUAAUGGAAAGGAGUUCUUAAUGCCAGAAUUCUAUCUUCAAAAAGGCAUAGUGCAUCAGACUUCAUGUGUAUACACUCCUCAGUAG
Molecule: messenger RNA, 1896 nt
Organism: Ipomoea triloba (trilobed morning glory)
Lineage: Eukaryota; Viridiplantae; Streptophyta; Magnoliopsida; Solanales; Convolvulaceae
Exons: 3
Coding region: 1-1896 (631 amino acids)
Biological process (GO): DNA integration
Molecular function (GO): nucleic acid binding
Source: RefSeq, a predicted model, not a curated record